AUGUCAGCGUCCAACGUUCCCAAGGAGACCUCCGAGGAGAUCACUUUGACCGUGGCGCUCUUGAGUGGCGAGGGCGCCAAGAUCGUCGCGAACUUGGACUGGACGGUGAACCAACUCCGGCUGCAGGCACAGUGGUCCUUGCGCGUGGGGAUUUGCAGUUUAGUGAACUCCGAGGGCGAGGUCUUGAAGGGCCGGAGCACGCUGGCCCACUCAGGGCUAGUCGGAGGCGACCUCCUUCAUGCCACGGUGCGGCAAGCGCGCUUAGUCUCCACCCGGCAGAGCUACGCCUUCGCGCUGAUGAGGGGCGAUGGCUCCGUCGUGAGUUGGGGUUCAAGACGCUUGGGCGGCGAUUCCUCAAGAGUCCAGCAGGAGCUAAGGGACGUGGAGCAGAUCCAGGCCUCGGGUGGUGCCUUCGCGGCCAUCCGCGCCGACGGCCAGGUCAUCACCUGGGGAGAUAGCAGCAUGGGCGGCAAGACCGGAUGGCUGGAGAAUGUGAAGCAAAUCGAAGGCACCGUGGGAGGCUUCGCCGCUCUGCGCAUGGACGGAACUGUGGAGAGCUGGGGCCGCCAAAUUGGUGGGAACUGCUUGCCGAUGCAGCUCAGCCAGCUGAAGAAAGUGAAGAGCUUGUGCGCCUCCGACUAUGCCUUUGCAGCCCUCAAAGAGGACGGCACAGUGGUCACCUGGGGCAACGCAGCCUCUGGGGGCGACAGCAGCUGGGUGAAGGAGCAGUUGCAGGAGGUGGUGGACAUCUCCAGCACUUCUCGCGCCUUCGCCGCUCUCACCCGCGAUGGCCACGUCGUCACCUGGGGGGACCGGGAUUUCGGUGGAGAUUCCCGGGCGGUGCAGACGCAGCUGGAGCAGGUCACGGCCCUCUGCGGCAGCGGCAGCGCCUUCGCAGCGCUCCGGAAGGCGCGGCGAACGUGGCGAACGGGGAGAAGCGCGCCAGGCGCGCUUGGAAACACCACGGCGGUUGGGGGGGGUGAGCAGGGGCGUGGUGCGUACAUGGCCUUUUGGGCAAAGGCCGUGGGAUGGGAUUUGGAUGGGAUUCUUGGUGAUCAAUCAGUCCAGUCUGGGAGAUGUGGAGCAUCUUGGCUUUCUUCACCAGUCUUACCCAACUGA
Molecule: messenger RNA, 1119 nt
Organism: Durusdinium trenchii
Lineage: Eukaryota; Dinophyceae; Suessiales; Symbiodiniaceae
Source: the annotation of a GenBank genome assembly